UCUUACGAUACGAUACAAUACAAUACAAUACAAAUACAGUAGUAAUAGCAGUAUAAGUUGAGACUGAAGGAGUAUCCACCAGCAGCAGCAGGAGGAGGAGAAGGAGGUCCAAAGCGUAAUUAAAUCCCCCAUUCCCCCGGCCCGGCCCGCCACGCCACCCAUAUUCUCUUUUUAAUUCCCCCGCCUUCCAUAUAACCGCCUCUCCUCCUCCUCCUCCUCAUCAUAACUUUAACUUGUUGUUGUAGCUAAUUUUGUGAAGAUCCGAUCCGAUCCUAUCCUAUCCUAUCCUGCCCAGAAUUAAGGUGAUGAUGAAGAGCGGCGCCGAAUUAACACGUUCCAUCUUUCUCAUCUCUGCCAUUUUCGCAGCUUCCAUUGCCGUCGUUUCACUUCUCGGAUAUUUCUCCCAUAAAGCUAAUGGAUCCCAAACCCAACUCAAUAUACCAAGUUUCCAAUUUCUCUCUGCUCCACAUGAUUCCAAAGCUGCACCUGCUGCUGCUUCGCAAUUCUCCUCCAAAUUCAUGCCCACCGCCCGUAGGAGAACAGAUAAUAAACUGCUGGAGCAGGGAUUAGCUCGAGCAAGAGCAGCAAUUAGGAAAGCAGCUACCAACCGAAGCAUAUCAGUGAUAGGAAGUAAUGGCAUUUUAUCGUGGUCGGCAAUAUAUGGCAACCCCGGCGAAUUUCUUCAGAGUUACAGGGAAAUGGAAAGAAAUUUCAAAGUUUAUGUAUAUCAAGAAGGGGAACCACCAAUAGUGCAUGAUGGGCCAUGCAAAGACAUCUAUAGUAGUGAAGGAAGGUUCAUACAUGAGAUGGAGCAUGGAAAUACUAGGUUUAAGACAACCAAUGCACAAUACGCUCACGUUUACUUCAUGCCAUAUAGCAUAACAUGGAUGGUCAAGUAUCUCUUAACCCCCCAUGUGUAUAAUGUUACCAGACUCCAGGAAUUGGUAUCCGAUUAUGUACAGCUCAUCUCCACAAAACAUCCCUUCUGGAAUAGAACUCAAGGGGCUGACCACUUCAUGCUUUCUUGUCACGACUGGGGACCUCAUGCAACACAAGGAAACGCGUUCCUGUACAACACUUCCAUCCGUGUCUUGUGCAAUGCUAAUUCCUCAGAAGGAUUCAACCCACAGAAGGAUGUUAGCCUGCCAGAGAUACAUCUUUACGGCGGCGUUGUAAACCCCAAGCUGGCCUCUCCUCCGCCGCCGUCCAAUAUGUCCUCCAGGCCCUACCUGGCGUUCUUCUCCGGUGGGAUGCACGGCCCCAUCAGGCCAAUCCUUCUCCAGUACUGGAAGGGAAAAGACCCCGACAUCCGGGUUUAUGAAUACGACCUGCCCGCGGGCGAGGAUUACUAUAACUGGAUGCUGCGGUCCAAGUUCUGUUUGUGCCCGAGCGGAUACGAAGUGGCCAGCCCCAGAAUUGUGGAGGCAGUCUAUGCGGAGUGCGUCCCCGUGGUGCUGUCAAGCCACUACGUGCUGCCGUUCAGCGACGUGCUGCGGUGGGAGGCAUUCUCGCUGCGGGUUGAUGUGUGGGAUAUCCCGCGGCUGAGGGAGAUACUGGUGGCGGUGUCGGAGGACGAGUACCUGAGGCUGAGAGAAGGCUUGAGAGCGGUGAGGCGGCAUUUUGUUCUGAACCAGCCGGCCAAGAGAUUUGACAUGUUUCACAUGAUUUUGCACUCGGUGUGGCUUAGACGAUUGAAUCUCAAUCUCAACGCCAACGCCAAUGCUUGAUUGAUUGAUUAUAAUAUUGAGAUACCCACCCCCUACACAGCACGCGUGCACGUGCGUACAUACAUGGAUCGACGAAAUUAAGAAAGAAAUCAAGUUUCGCACUCUGUACAAUUGGUACGUACGUGAGAGAACUGAAGCAGUAGUUUCGUCCCCUCUGCUGUACGGAUGGGCGGUAAGCAUGGUGAACUCGUGACAGCCAAGUCAUGGUUCAAUCCCAUCCCCGCUUCCAAAUCUUAUCUAGAGAAAUUAGACGAGCGAGUCAAAUACAGAGACAUGCAAAAAUUUAAAGAAAGCAUUAAUGGUGGAACGGACGAGCUGUGCAGUAAUUUAAAGAAAGCAGUAACGGUGGAAUAGAAUGGGCGAUGAUGAAUGGUGAACGUAUGAUGAAGUAUAACAAUGGAACAUGUAUUCAUACUC
Molecule: messenger RNA, 2144 nt
Organism: Andrographis paniculata
Lineage: Eukaryota; Viridiplantae; Streptophyta; Magnoliopsida; Lamiales; Acanthaceae
Product: probable glycosyltransferase At5g25310
Exons: 4
Coding region: 306-1727 (473 amino acids)
Molecular function (GO): glycosyltransferase activity
Source: RefSeq, a predicted model, not a curated record